Messenger RNA from Myzus persicae (green peach aphid), 4532 nucleotides. RefSeq names its product zinc finger protein MSN2-like. The transcript is spliced from 2 exons. Gene Ontology annotation, molecular function: DNA-binding transcription factor activity; RNA polymerase II cis-regulatory region sequence-specific DNA binding. Gene Ontology annotation, biological process: regulation of transcription by RNA polymerase II. The record is from RefSeq and is a predicted model, not a curated record. The coding region runs from base 769 to 3267 and encodes 832 amino acids. NCBI's taxonomy places the organism in Eukaryota, Metazoa, Arthropoda, Insecta, Hemiptera, Aphididae.
GCGCUCUCACACCACCACCAUCGCCACCACUACCACCACCACUACCACUACCAUCACCACCACCCCACUACCAACACCGCCGCCGAGCGACAUCGCAUCGUGUAGUGAACACACACACGCGCGCACGACCGUCGGCAUACACACGCGAUAUUUCGCCCCGUUCGUACCUCCGUCACCGGCUGCCCCGUGUCGUCGAGUACACAUCACAAUAUCGCGCGCUCCGGCUCGCACGGACGACGAACGCGCGCCACACACCGCCGAGAGACCCGUCGCGAUUUCUUCGGUUUUUUUUUUUUUUUAUUUUCGUCAAAUCAUCGGUUCCGUUUUUGGUUAUUUUUUUUUUUUUAUCUGUUCGCUGGACGAGAAACGAAAACAUUUUUUAACAGUCGUCCGCCGACUCGUGACCGUAUUUAUUUUGAACACGUCCGUCACCUUCACACCCGUGGAAGCUUUGAAUUUUUUUUUUUCAAAAAAAUUGUCCUCGAUGUUUUCGCCCGCCAAACAUGUUUUACCCGGCCGGCGGCGGCCACCCGGCGACACGCCGGCGUCACGCCGAUGAUGACCGUUCGCGCGCGGCAUCACCGCCACCGCUACGACGAGUGUCGUUACUACAACACCGCCACCACUAAUACUACUACUACAACCACCACCGCCACCACACCACCACCGACGCCGCUACGGGACUGCUCUAGCGACAACAAAACAGUACGCUCAGCUGAUUCUCAUGUGCUCGCACGCCGAAGGAGAAGCUAAUAACCACACGUAAUCAUGGAGAUGCAGAUAAGCAACGCGUCCGAGUUCCCGUUGUACCACUCGAUGGCGACGGGACCGCACUCGUUCCAGCUUCCCGGCGCCAUACCACCAGUCAGCACCAUACCGUCGUACAAGAACACCAUGUUCCCUGACCGGUUGGGGGGCUUCUAUUACGACUCGGCCGGCGUUACGCACGCCAUGCCCGCUGAACGGUGCGACCGGUGCUACGUCGAACUGUCAGUGAUCGGCAGUGGCCACCACUUCGGCAAGAAGUUAUGCGGCAUGUGCGCGGCCAAGGAACAGCAGGUGUCGCCCAAAGUGGAGACCGAAAUACUGGACUUAGACUCGCAACAGGUCAUGUCGCAGCAACAGCAACAGCAGCAGCAGCAGCAACAGCAACAGGACACGACCAAAGGGUUCUUGCAGCACGGCGGCGUGGGCGUCGUCGUGCCCCCCGGUUACGACAGGCCGCCGCAACCGCCGCCACCACCGCCGCCGGCGGUGGAGUGGCCCGGCUACUUUCAGCCGCAGCAGAACACGCUGUCCGGCGAACACCUGUCGCCCGACUACAACAACGUGUCGACCACGACCACCACACCGCCGACGAUGAUGGGCGGGUCACCGCCGUCCGACAUGCAACAACAGCAACAGUACCAGGGCAACUUUGACGGUGGCGGGUACGCGGUCGACUCGAACCAACAGCCCGGCGGAGGCGGAAGCGGAAGCGGCGGCGGGUCCGGGUCCGGGACUAAGGGCAACGGAUCGUGGAAGUCAAACGAGGCGAGGCGCGCCAAGACUUAUGAGUGUCCCGCUUGCGACAAGUGGUUCACCAGUUCGGGUCAUCUGAAACGGCACUACGGCACGCAAUUGCACAAGAACGCGGUGAAGCAGAGCGGCAAACCAGAUCCCGCGCUUUUGCCCAUGAAACAUCACUAUCACCCUUAUCGGGACCCGGCAUACGUAGCGCAACAGAAGCUCAAGCAGCAGCAGCAGAACGGCUCGUCGUUGCACAAGCAACAGUCGUCCAUGAUGAUGCCAGCCGACUUCCGCCCCGUCACGUCUACGUCAUCGUUCAACACCGAUUCUUUUUUAGAGCUGACUCCCCCAAACCUGACAGCAAGCCUCUCGGACAGUUUGGGGGGAACCCAAUUCCUACCGGCCCGUCGGCCGGUCAGCAACAGCAGCAGCAGCAGCAACAGCAACAACAGCAGUACGGCCGGUUUCACGGACGAGAUGCAAAUUUCUUCUUAUCCCAACAACAACAACAGCAACAGCAACAAAUACCGGGCGGACCUAACGGCGGUCCGUAUGGUGGGCCGCCACCAGGCCACGUCGUUCCACGGCCACCGGCAGUCGACGGCGGGUCAACAAGCGCUUUCGGCAUACCUGCACCACCAGAUCACGGAUACCAUCCAGCCAUACACCACCCAGGUUUCUAUGAUCCAACCAACUACCAACACGGAUUUGUACACCACUAUGCCCGACAGUAACGGCUGUGGUGGCCAUCUGUACCAUCGCCAGCCGCAGGAGCAGCCGUACCACCUCAACAACGUCCGCAAUCCGCAUCAGCACCAGUUGCCGCCGUCGCACCACGGCCAGCCGCAGCACCACCACCACCAGAGAACCAUGGAUUAUCAACAGCCGUCGUCCACGACCGUGCCACCGUCGUCGCCGUACCAACAACCGCAGCAGCAAACCCAUCAGCGCCAACUGCAUGUACUGCAGCAGCGCAACAUCAAACAGGAACCCGUCGAACUCGAGUACAACAACGUCGACGACACUCCGAUGGCCAGCCCGGACUCGAGCAUCGAUCACCUGCAUCAUCACCUCCAAAACCAGCAACUGCACCAUCAUCGUCCCCAGUACCAGGGCCUGCUGGUGAUGGCGCCCAUAUCGCCGUCGUCGCCGCCGCCGUCGCUGCCGCUGCCGGUGCAUCAGACCGCAGUCACCGACGACGACACGAUGGUCAGCGACAGCGACGUUGACCUGGACACCGGUUCGCCGCCGGCCUUUAGCUGCACGGAAUUGUCGUCGUCGCACUCGGCGCUGGCGAAAAAGUUCCGGAAAGCCACGCGCGUCACGUGCGACAUUUGCAACAAGGACUUCACGGACAAGUGUUACAAGACGCAGCACGACCAGCGGUUCCACAGCGGCGAGAAGCCGUUCCGGUGCGGCGUGUGCGGCAAGCGGUUCGGCGAACAAAAGCUGCUGCAGAUGCACGAGCUCCGGCACAACGACAGCAACAAGGCGUUCCCGUGCACGGUGUGCACCAAGAGCUUCAACUUCAAGAACGACCUGGACCGGCACUUCAUGUCCAGCCAUUCGGCCGAAAAACCGUACCAGUGCGUGCAGUGCGAGAAGAAGUUCGUGCGGCUGGACCACAAGCGGCACCACGAGAAGACGCACGAGGACGCCGUGGAGAAGACGAAAAAGAAGAAGAAGGCGAUGGCCGACGCGGCGCCCGGCCGCUGGCACGACCACUCCGGCACACUGGCCGACGAACUGCAAUCGUAAAAAACACUCGACCGUACGUGUGGCAUGCGAUCAUCACGUAAGUCGCGUUCAAAAAAAAAAAAAAUUUGUACGUUUUUCCCCCCACUCCGUAUUACCAUCAUUUUUUACAAGAUAAAAAAUAUAUCUUGGCGCGGGAGUAGGCGACGCGACGGCACCGUCAAUGUAAAUUGUAUUAUUAUAAUUUUUUUUUUCCAUUCAUUUUUUAAUUUCGGUCGUAACAACAUUCCGUACACACAUUGCGUGUCGCGCAAACCACCGCGGAUCAUUGCUAUUACCGCCGUGUGACACACGUCUGAGAACGUUUCACUAUGUAUAGGUACUGUAUACUAUUUAUAUACUUGUAUCGAUUUACUAUUUCGGUCAUUUUUUCGUCCGAUAAUUUUUAUCGUGUCGAUGUUUCCGAACCUGACCGGUCCGGCAUUCCGGCACUGUGAUUAUUAAUGAAAACAUUUUUCGAGAUUGGCCGGCCAUAUUAUAAUUUAUGUUGUACAUAACAAUAAUAAUAAUCCUAAAUCCAGGGGCAUUACAAUAUUGUUAAGAAUUUUUUUUAUUAAUAUAUUUUGCAACCCGCACCAAAAAACCAACUGUAAGUCCUAUCCUAACCCAGGCCCCCCUCCCUCAAAAAAAAAAUUCCCCGGUCCCAUUGUUGCGUCGUUUGUUGAUGGCUCAAUCUCUUACACUAAAUAUUAUAAUAUUCCUAAUAUAUGUAUUAUUAUUAUUAUUUUAUACAUUUUUUUUUUCAUUUGUUGAAUAUUUUAUUUUCAUUUGAUUUGGGUACCAAUAUUGCAUUAGUUAAAACAUAUCCCCCACAUGUUACAUAUCACACGACGACGCUCUAGAAUUAUUAUUAUUAUAUUACUUAUGACAUUCGUUUGUUUCGUACCUGCUAUUAACUAUAUAAUAUUAUAAUUGUAUGAUAAUAUUAUAUUGGAUAUAUAAACUGAUAUUUUUUUUUUGUGCCCCACUGUAAUAUUAUUUUGUGUUUAAGUAUUUAAGUAGAUCUUUUUUUGUUUAGAGCGGUAAGACGAACGCGUUAAUUAUUAUUUUUUUAUCGCCCUUUGUCCUCGGUGCGAAUUUUUUAAGUUUUUUCACAUAUACACACAAUUCUGUUACUAUUCUCCAAAUCAAAUUGUAUUAAUUGUCCAUAGUAUUAUGUGUUAUUACGCCAAGUGUUUAUUAUUAUUAUAAUUUUUUUUUUGAUUUAUUUUAAAACAAAUAUCGAUAGUACAAAAAAGUACCUCGUAGAUAUUGUGGAAGACUACUAC